Molecule: messenger RNA, 690 nt
Organism: Knipowitschia caucasica
Lineage: Eukaryota; Metazoa; Chordata; Actinopteri; Gobiiformes; Gobiidae
Source: the annotation of a GenBank genome assembly
AUGGACGGGAUGCAGGCGUACGGAGCCGGGAAGGCUGGAGGAGACUUCGACCCCGUCACCUUCUUCCAGCAGCCGCACGCCAUUCUACGCAUCGUCAACUGGCUCUUCUCCUUGGUGAUCUUCGGCUGCAUUGCAAACGAGGGCUACACCAACAAGCCCUCGGAGGAGCGUGAGUUCUGCAUCUUCAACCAGAACGCCAGCGCCUGCUCCUACGCCGUCUUCAUGGGCUUCAUGUGUCUGCUGAGUGCCUCUGCUCUGCUGGCCCUGGAUGUGCGCUUCUCCCAGAUCAGCAGCGUCAAGAAUAGGAAGAAGGCCGUGCUGGGAGACCUGGGCCUGUCAGCGUUCUGGGCCUUCAUGUGGUUCGUGGGCUUUUGUCUCCUGGCAAAUCAGUGGCAGAACAGCCGCCCCGAGGACAACCCCCUGAAGGAGGGCGGGGACGCAGCCCGAGCUGCCAUCACCUUCUCCUUCUUCUCCAUCUUCACCUGGGGCGUGCAGUCCUUCCUGGCCUUCCAGAGGUACAAGCUGGGGGCAGACUCAGCCAUCUUCUCCCAGGACUACGCCGAGCCGGGCCAGGACGCAGGCCAGGGCCCCUACAGUGCUUUCCCCGGAGACACCGUGGACAGCCCACCAGGGGGCCCUGCUGACGGGACAGGGGACAGCCCUGUGGGGUACCAGAGACAAGAGUACUGA